This is a messenger RNA of Oppiella nova, 384 nucleotides long. The record is from the annotation of a GenBank genome assembly. Lineage: Eukaryota; Metazoa; Arthropoda; Arachnida; Sarcoptiformes; Oppiidae.
AUGUCUUCGAAACAAGAGAUUAACACUCCAUUAGCACCACAACCGGUGGGCACAUACUCCCAGGCCAUCAAAGCCGGCAAUAUUGUCUACCUCUCGGGACAGGUAGCCACGGAUGUGAAGGCGAAUAAGUUAGUGUUGGAACCGUUUGAAGCACAGGCAGACCAGGUGUUCAAGAAUCUGAAGACAGUUUGCGAGGCAUCGGGCGCUACACUGAACCAAAUCGUGAAACUAACCAUUUUUAUCACAGACUUCAAGAACUUCCCGACAGUUAACCAAACGAUGGAGAAGUACUUCUCUCGUCCCUAUCCGGCCCGCAGUACUAUAGGUGUAGCCAGUCUCCCACUGGGGGUCGACAUCGAAGUCGAGGCUAUACUUCACUUGUGA